AUGACCCCUCCAUCAUCAUCAUCAUCCAUCAAUAACGACUCUGAAGAUGUCAUUGAUUUCCCUCAAAUCCAACAUCAUAAUCAACAACCAUCUUCGUCUUCGUCUUCUUCUUCUUCUCCUUCUUCUCCUUCUAGACGGAAAUCAUCUGUAGGAAAUAUUAACUUAGGAGAUACUGCAGUUCCAGCUCUUUCAACAAUGCCCCUGGACCCACGCCUAGAACGUGAAAGUAGACACCGUCUACGUGUACUUUCAGCUUCAAGUGCAAAUAUGCCUGUUGUUGUAGAAGCUUCUUCUUCUUCAGAACCUCAAUCUGAUAAUGAUAAUGAUGAUGAUUAUGAUGAAAUUAACAACUCAGGAACUGCAGAUACUGAAGUUUCUAAAUCUUCAGCAAUCUCAUCUAAUGGAUCUGGUAGUGUUGUUGUUCCAAGGAAAAAAAAUCAAACUGUUUCUACUACUACUACCACCAACACUAAUAAGAAAUCUCACAACCAUCCAAGACUUACAACCAUUGCUCCAGCUUCUCCAGCAAUCCAGAUUUGGUACCAAAUUCAAGAACUGGCCUACCACAACACAUGGCUUACCCCACUAGUCAUUUUAAUUAUCAUGUAUGCUGCAUUUCUUAUAAACCCAACCCAAUCCAAUCCUCUUCACAUGUUUUUGCGUCUUUCCUACCAACGUGUUGAUGAAAAUGGAACUUUGAUUGAUCUUUAUGGUAAAGGUUAUAGAGAUUUUGCCUUUGUUUCAACAGGAAUUGUGUUUUUCAUGUUUUUUAGAGAAUUUUGUAUGCAAAUCAUUCUAAAACCUCUUGCAACUAAAGUCUGUGGUCUUCAAAGAAGAUCUAAAAUCUCUCGCUUUUUGGAACAAACUUAUGCAAUUGUAUACUUUUCAAUCUCUGCUUCCUUUGGCUUCUACAUCAUGUACCAUAAUAAAGAUGGUCUCUGGUAUUAUAAUACAAAAGCAUUUUACGAACAUUACCCUCAUAAGGCUCAUGAUGGAUUAUUCAAAGCCUUUUAUUUGCUUCAAGCUGCCUUUUGGGCCCAACAAAGUAUCAUUCUAAUGCUUCAAGUUGAAAAACCUCGCAAGGAUUUCCGUGAACUUGUUUUCCAUCAUAUCGUUACUAUUGCUCUCAUUUUUUGCUCUUACCGUUUCCACUUCGCCAUGAUGGGUAUUGCUGUCUUUAUCACCAUGGACACUUCUGACAUUUUCCUUUCUCUUUCUAAAACUCUCAACUAUCUUGAUUCAAAAUAUACUCCUGCAAUGUUUGUUUUCUUCAUUGCUGUCUGGGUUUAUCUUCGUCAUUAUCUUAACAUUGUCAUUCUUUGGUCUGUUCUUACAGAGUUUAGAACUGUAGGUCCUUACCAACUCUCAUUUGCAGAUCAACAAUACAAAUGUUGGAUCUCUCAAAUUAUUACCUUCUUUUUAAUCUUUGCCCUUCAACUCGUCAAUAUCUAUUGGUUAUUUUUGAUCUUUAGAAUCUUGUAUCGCUAUGUUGUUGGUGGUGUUCAAAAGGAUGAACGUUCUGAUGAUGAGGAAGAAGAUGAUGAAGAUGAACAAGAUGAACAAGAUGAGAUAGAAGAAGCCGAGGCUCAAGAAAAACGUCAGAAAAUCAUUGAAGCUGCCGCCAUUUCUAAGCAACUCAAGUCGGAAUAA
This is a messenger RNA of Magnusiomyces paraingens, 1650 nucleotides long. RefSeq lists its product as uncharacterized. Gene Ontology annotation, molecular function: sphingosine N-acyltransferase activity. The record is from RefSeq and is a predicted model, not a curated record. Gene Ontology annotation, biological process: ceramide biosynthetic process. NCBI's taxonomy places the organism in Eukaryota, Fungi, Ascomycota, Dipodascomycetes, Dipodascales, Dipodascaceae. Gene Ontology annotation, cellular component: membrane. The coding region runs from base 1 to 1650 and encodes 549 amino acids. The transcript has a single exon.